CAUGCUCUUCGUCAUUCCCGGUUCUGGUUUUUCACCAAAUCACAUUUUCAAAAUUCUCUCUCUCUUUCUCUCUCCGCGUUUACAUUCAUGUAUCUACGCAUGAAUCUCAAUCUAAAUUUAUCGUGGUUGUUCCUUGUUUUCAAGAUUCAUCUGAAAAUCCGCUUGUUCUGAUUGUCGUUAUCGGUACAUCCCUGCUAUCGAUCCAAUUUCUCUGCCUCUCCGAGGAGCAAAACCCUAUUUUUGCGGCUGGAUUGUUCCGGUGACUGCAGUUGGAUUGCAGUUUCAUUUCAACAGCUGGGAGCAGUGAAAUCCGAAUCGGUUUCAGAUUCCAAGACGAGUUGUUGGAUAGGAGAACUUUAUUGUUGCUCACUAACGCCGAGCUCGCAUGUUUUGCAGUUUAGUCUUCUUUGUGCCCAUGUCGGCUGUUUUAUUGCAUCUAUUUGGUGCACCUUAUUGAAUUUAAUCGGUUGAGGCCAAAGUUCGAUUUUGAAUUUGGACAGGUUUGUGCAGCGAGCUCUUCGCGACGUCAAAGAUCGUUUUUUAGGAUCGCACUGACACCGUAGGAUUCUUGAGAGAACCGAGAAGAGUUUGGAAGUUGAUUAAAUUUUAAGUUAAAGAGUGGCGGCAAUUGUAUUAACUUAUUCUUUUACUGCAAAUCAAUAAAGGCGAUGACAAACGCUAGGGGAGAGAUAAAUAAUCUAUCAGAGAAGUUAUCGGGUUACGUAUUAAAGGAUUCCUCGGUUGGACUUGUGAGACUGAUCUCAGUGUUGAUCAUCCUCGUUGUUGGUGUUGUCAUUGGUCUGACCUCAAGUCCGCUUAUUAAUCGGUAUUUUAACUUACAGGCAGAUCAAUUCUACAGGAAUUAUGCAUCUGAAUAUGAUCUGGUGCCUGCGGUCAGUGGUGAGAAUUGUACCAUUGUCGAGAAGUGUGAGAAGGAGGAUUGUCAAAACAUGGCUAGCUUUCUUGGACCGAAGAAUCUGACACAUGGUAUGUCGGAUGAGGAGCUUUUUUGGAGAGCUUCUAUGGUGCCAAGGAAGGCAGAUUUUCCUUAUGCUAGAAUUCCCAAAGUGGCUUUUAUGUUCUUGACAAGGGGACAGCUGCCAAUGUUGCCAUUGUGGGAGAGGUUCUUCCAAGACCACGAGAAGCUAUUUUCGAUUUAUGUUCAUGCAAUUCCAGGCUAUGAGCUUAAUGUAUCCAGUACAUCUCCUUUUUACAGACGCCAGAUUCCUAGUCAGGGUGUUUCAUGGGGGUCAGUAUCGCUUGUAGAUGCAGAGAGGCGACUUCUGGCCAACGCUCUGCUUGACUUCUCCAACGAGCGGUUUGUUCUUCUCUCGGAGAGCUGCAUCCCCAUCUACAACUUCUCUACCAUCUACAAGUACCUAAUAGGAUCCAACCACAGCUUUGUUGAGACAUACGAUGAUCCCUCCCGCUCCGGGCGGGGCAGAUACAAUCGUCGCAUGCAGCCAGACAUUAAACUCUCCGAUUGGCGGAAAGGAUCCCAGUGGUUUGAAGUUCACCGGAUUCUGGCUACUAUAAUUGUCUCGGACAGCAAAUACUACAGCCUCCUCAGGAAGCAUUGCAAGCCAGCAUGCUACCCGGACGAGCAUUAUCUUCCAACUUUCCUACACAUGUUCUAUGGAUCGCUCAAUGCAAACCGGAGCUUGACGUGGGUUGAUUGGUCGAUGGGAGGCCCGCACCCCGCCACCUUCCGGGAAACUAACAUUACUGAAGGUUUUAUACAGUCAAUAAGGAACAACGGGACUACCUGUUCUUAUAAUUCAGGGAAGACGUCUGUUUGUUACCUCUUUGCUAGGAAGUUUGGUCCCGGUGCACUGGAGCCCUUACUCAACCUCACAUCUACACUAAUGAAAAUUUGACUUUGCCAUCUUGACUUAGGCAAGUUUUCUCCAUUUCCAUUCUCCUUUUAGAUUAGAUUGUUAACUUGGUGGAAAUCCUAGACCGACCUUGGUAGGGCUUUCACACAUUGUUUAUGGUUAUAGCUUGCAUAUUUGAAUGUACAGUGCAGAACUUUGGUACAAAAAUAUGAUCAUAAGAGCGCCUGUCUUGGCUGAAAUUACCAGAACUAAAGAAUAGGUUCCGUUGUAUAACUGCAUCCUCAAUUAUUUUUCCUAGUCUUUUAACUGGGAAAGUGACAUUUUAUACCGUGUCCCAUGUGGUUUCGGUUUUCACCAUUAGUGUCUUAAAGUAAUUGGGAUUUAAGGAAAUAUAAAAGCAGUUGAGACA
This is a messenger RNA of Diospyros lotus (date-plum), 2244 nucleotides long. Its product is annotated as glycosyltransferase BC10-like. The coding region runs from base 669 to 1877 and encodes 402 amino acids. Gene Ontology annotation, cellular component: membrane. The record is from RefSeq and is a predicted model, not a curated record. Gene Ontology annotation, molecular function: glycosyltransferase activity. The transcript is spliced from 2 exons. Lineage: Eukaryota; Viridiplantae; Streptophyta; Magnoliopsida; Ericales; Ebenaceae.